AUGGAUCAGGAAAGGUUGGGCAAGCGCUUGGACUUUCAACAGAGUGGCCUCAUCAUCCUCUGUAUUCUCCUGGUGGGUAAUUACGAUGCUAAGCUUGAUUCUUAUAAGCGGGCAGGUAACCUAUGUCUACGGUCACAGUCUAAGCAAUCUUGCAGGGUUUUGAUGACACGGAGGAAGACACAGAGAAGAUUUAAGCGGAAGCUUAUGCUUGGGUCAGUAACGAUGAUCCUAGAAUGGAGAUUCCUUCAUGUGGAUAAAUUCGUGGAGACUUUUAGGAACGUGUUGGGCUGGAACAUGAUAUCAAAUGGGAAGAGAAGACAAGAUGCGUAUUACUAUUGA
This is a messenger RNA of Eruca vesicaria subsp. sativa (arugula), 339 nucleotides long. Lineage: Eukaryota; Viridiplantae; Streptophyta; Magnoliopsida; Brassicales; Brassicaceae. The record is from the annotation of a GenBank genome assembly.